CUUAUCACGUUUAUAUCGUGCAAUCGCCUCAGUAUUAAUUCCGCUGCGCCACCAUGAGCUCAGAAAGAAUAGACCUAACAGGGGAAAAGGAGAAGGGAAGGGGCAACUACACCCUCAGACCCAGGGCUGUCAUGUACCCCAUGGCCCAGGACACGACGGGUGCUCCCCAGAAACACAACAACUUCAUCGUCAUCAACGUCGGAAAAGCGGCUAUUACAGCAGAAGUGGAGUACGGUACCAGAGAGAUCAGACUGGGCGUGCUGGCGAAGCGGUCGAUCCAGCCGGGCGAAGAGGUGGCUCUGGAACUGGGCGAUGGGAAAUUCGAAGUCACGGCGUUGAAAAUCACGAACGCGACGAAGACGAAGGCGGCGUUCCAGGUGGAAGGCGGCGAGAGCGUGCUGCCCAAGAGCGUUACCGAGCACUACAGCGAAUUGUUGGGUACAGCCGGUUAAUUGAUGACAGGAGCUGUCAAAGUACAGAUGUGAUUCUCGAUGGGGAACCAAAAGAUGUAGAAAUAGCUAGUUUAAGUGAAACUAAAUAAACGCUUCAAAUCGA
Messenger RNA from Phyllotreta striolata, 555 nucleotides. The record is from the annotation of a GenBank genome assembly. NCBI's taxonomy places the organism in Eukaryota, Metazoa, Arthropoda, Insecta, Coleoptera, Chrysomelidae.